UGGCCACUGCUGGAGGAUCUCUAUGAAGAGAACAUCCCUGUGUACAGAUUUAUCCAGAAACCAGGAGACCUGGUCUGGGUGAACUCAGGAACUGUGCACUGGGUACAGGCUAUUGGCUGGUGUAAUAACAUAGCCUGGAAUGUGGGUCCGCUCACUGUCCGCCAGUACCAGCUUGCGGUGGAGAGAUACGAGUGGAACAAACUACAGAGCGUCAAGUCCAUAGUCCCAAUUAUUCACCUGUCUUGGAAUCUGGCAAGAAACGUGAAAAUAUCCGAGCCAAAGCUGUUUGAGCAAAUCAAAUACUGUCUCCUGCGUACCUUGAAGCAGUGCCAGAUGACACUGGAGUAUAUAAAGACCCUGGGUCUGGAAGCUAAGUGGCACGGGAGGUCCAAGGGGGAGGCUGCUUAUUACUGUAAUAUAUGUGAGAUUGAGGUCUUCAACAUCCUGUUUGUGAUUGAGCAAGAGAAGAAGUUCCAUGUGCACUGCCUGGACUGUGCCAGGAAGACCAGCUCUACUCUGGAAGGCUUCAUUGUCCUCAAUCAGUACACCAUGGAUGACCUGAUGGAGGUCUAUGAUAACUUUCAGUUGCAUCAGCAAAAGAGUGCUAUAACUGCCUCCUCCUCAUGAUGACUGGCUGAUCAUGUGACAUUUCUUCAUUGUGAUUGGGUGAGAGUUUGAUCAUGUGACUACAAUAUCAGCUUACACCAAAGAUCUCAAGGAACUCUGGGGCAAAGAGCAAAAUGUGAUGUGGCUGUCCCUAGACAAAGAGGACUAUGACAGCAUUAAGUAAACUUCCGUUUAGGUGGGGUAUCUAGUAGCAGUGUAGAAGGCAGUGUUGUUAUAAAAAAACUUAUUCUUUGCGAGCUGCUUUGUUAUAAUUCAGAAAAGAUCAUUUUGCUGGCUAUGAUUAUUGUGGAUAACACUUAGGUGUCUUCUGCUAGUGCUCCCAUUUUGGAUGAAUGGAUAGAUAGAUGGCAGCACAAAGCAAGAUAUACCUAUCCAAUGAAAGAUAUUGCUUUCAUCCUGUGGCACUGAUUACCAGAGGAAGAAUAUGGACCUCACCCUCUUUAUGCUAAAAUUAUGUACUGAUGAAUACACAUAGUAUUUAUUCUUUAAAAAUGUUUACUUUAUAUAUCUCCUAAUCACUAUGCUUAAAGUAUUGAUGGUUAUGAUAUUCUUAAACAUGAUGCUCCUGGGUAAAGGUAUAGAACCAAGUUUGGAGCCAUAAUGCAAUGCCAUUACUAUUGCAGCCAACCUAAAGCAACAACAACGAUGCUAAUAUACAGCUUUGAGUACCUCAAGGAAAUAUACACACAUAUAUAAUAUAUGAUAUGAAUAUGUAUACAAGAGCAAUAAGUACAAGCUCUAACACUGCCAACCAGAAAUUAUAUAUAUUAAUUAUGGAAGUGUUCCAUACACAAAUGUUAAGAUCUCAACAUUUUCUACCAAUCUGUAUGCUUGUUAAUGACCAGUGUAAAUGAUAGGGGUUAAUUUUAUAUUUAAAACAUAAUAACAUGGUGCAGUCCAGAAAUGUAUACACUGGAGUGAUGCACAUACAUUAAGCUAAUAACAAAGUUAUAUAUGUGUAUAUGAGAUAUUUAUUAUUCAAUACGAGGCACAGUUGUUAAUAAUGGGUCUUCUAUUCAGGCCAACCAUUUUUAAGAGUAUUUAUACUCGAGAUAUAGGCCAUUUUGGAUAUGGGUUUGUUAGUUAGAGAUAACAUUUGCAAAUUGAACGGCAUAUUUUUACAUGAAGUUAUUUCGCUUGAAAUUUUGCACAUUGAAAGUAGAUGUUAAUUCCCUGGCAUGACUCGUAGUUUUGCACAGUUCAUCUGUUGUGCAAAAGAUGUGCAGUGUGUUGACUGUAAAGCUGUUUAUUAAUAACAUUAUUAAGGGAUGCCCAUACAACAUACCCGUGCUUGUUUAAAUUGAUGGCUGAGUUAAUUUAUAGAUUUGGAAUUGUUAUACUGAUGGUAAAGUGUAUAUACAUAAAUUAUCCCCAUGGGUACCAUUAGUUAAUGUAAAAUCGCUAGGUGGGGACACAACUGUUUGUGGCUUAUCACCAGGUGGAAACACUAGUGUAGAUAUCCAAGAGAUACUGGAUCAGAAUUAAUCAAAUUUAGUAAAAAGCAUGAUUCAUUUAUUUUCUUUAUCUUUUUCCGCUGAUAAUUCUUCAGUUGCUCAUUUUUGUACAUUUUGUAAAUAGGUGACACCUUUUCUUUUCUAAAUCCCUACCUCUAAUUUUUUGUAGCUUAGCUUAUUUUGAACAUUUGUUCUUCUGAGCAUCCUUUAACCUUUUAAUGUAAGUUCAUCAAGUCCUACAUAUAUUACGGAACUAGAAAUACUGGCCCAUUCUCUGACCCACUUGAUAGACCGGAAUCUGCAUGAUUGUUUAUAUUUCAGCAUAUAGGGUAAACAAGGUA
Lingula anatina is the source of this 2422-nucleotide messenger RNA. Its product is annotated as histone demethylase UTY. Gene Ontology annotation, molecular function: histone H3K27me2/H3K27me3 demethylase activity; chromatin DNA binding; protein binding. Gene Ontology annotation, cellular component: MLL3/4 complex. Gene Ontology annotation, biological process: regulation of gene expression. NCBI's taxonomy places the organism in Eukaryota, Metazoa, Brachiopoda, Lingulata, Lingulida, Lingulidae. The record is from RefSeq and is a predicted model, not a curated record.